AUGGCAGAGAACGAGGGAAACAAGGAACUGGUCACGAAGUUAGGUGUAACAACAGCAGAUGGCGCGAAGUUUAAUAAAAAUACCGAUAUCGAUAGAGACAAGACUGACAAAACUGAAACAACUGAAAAUAAACUAGAAAAGACAGACGAGACGAAAAAACGGGGUAGAGGGAGACCACCAAAAGAAGAAAAACUAAUUGUUACUCUUUCAGGAAUUCAAAUCGAUGAUUCUCCAGUGACAAAUGCGUUCGCCGGCGACCAGGCGGCCCUGCUCCUCGCAGGCGUCGACCACCAAAAUAUUGGAAUCGGAGACAUUAUCUGCAGUCUCCAGAAUCCAGUACCAGUGACCUCCUGUUUUCAGGCCCACAUUGUCAUAUUCAAUAUCAAGAAUCCCAUCACCAGGGGUCUGCCGAUCGUGAUACACCAGCAGUCGCUGAUGGAGCCCGCCGUGAUCACAAAAUUAAUAGCUCAGCUGCACAGAAGCACGGGGGAGGAGGUGAAGAAAAAGCCUCGCUGUUUGUCGAAAAAUUCGAGUGCCAUUGUCGAAAUCACGACGCAGAAACCCAUUUGCAUGGAAUUGUACAGGGAUGUGAAAGAGCUCGGGAGGGUUAUGUUGCGCGUAGAGGGCACCACGAUCGCGGCCGGCCUUGUCACCAAAAUCAAGUGAUGUAAUCAAUUGAUUAAUAAAUUAAUCAAUAAAUAAACAACGAGUCAACGAAAAA
Belonocnema kinseyi is the source of this 721-nucleotide messenger RNA. Its product is annotated as HBS1-like protein. The transcript is spliced from 2 exons. Gene Ontology annotation, molecular function: GTPase activity. The coding region runs from base 1 to 666 and encodes 221 amino acids. Lineage: Eukaryota; Metazoa; Arthropoda; Insecta; Hymenoptera; Cynipidae. The record is from RefSeq and is a predicted model, not a curated record. Gene Ontology annotation, biological process: translation.